CUCCAGUUCCGCAAUGACUACUGGUCCGACGACCCCAUGGACGGCAUAAUGGGGUCUGGCAUGCUCCGUGGAGGACCGACUCCUCGUCGCUUUGAUGAAUACUACCGAUGCUACCCCGUCGCCAUGCUUCCUGGUCCCGAGAGAGAGAAUGUCAAUCACGGCGGCAAGGUUAUCAUGCCGCCUAGCGCCCUUGACAAACUUACCCGCCUUCACAUCACCUAUCCUAUGCUCUUUGAGCUUCACAAUGGUGCCAAAGAACGGAUGACACAUGCAGGUGUCCUUGAGUUUAUUGCUGAGGAAGGCAAGAUUUAUCUUCCAUACUGGCUUAUGCAAACAUUAAUAUUGGAACCCGGUGACUUGCUCCAGAUCAAGUCUACAGACCUUCCUCCGGGUCAAUUUAUUAAGCUCCAAGCACAAUCUACUUCCUUCCUGGACAUCAGCGAUCCCAAGGCGGUGCUCGAAAAUGCAUUCCGAAACUUCUCGUGUCUCACCAAGGGCGAUGUCUUCACAUUUGGAUACAAUGAUCAAGUCUAUGAAAUGGCAGUCCUAGAGACCAAACCAUCCGGCGCUAAGAAUGCUGUGUCUGUUUUGGAAACUGAUCUGGAAGUCGAUUUUGCUACUCCGGUUGGAUAUGAAGAACCACAACGCACGAGUGGAACUAGCACACCGGGCAGUGUUAUGAAUAACGGCAGGCUCCCUGCUGGUGGGCUUCUACAUCCCAACGGUACUAUGGCCCAGGCUAUCAAUUACGCCGCCAUUGCACCCGACGCUACAGAUGCUGUAUCCGGCGCACGAGCUGCAUCUUCGAAUUUCUUAUCAGAAGGACAACGAUUAAGUGCCAAGAAGGGUAGCAAGGCACCUACCCCCAAGCCGACCACCCCUACUCCUGGCGCUGCCAAUCCUCUGCAUCCCCCGCCAGCCCGCCGAACUAAUGGCCCCCAGCCCCUCCGCUUACCCCCCCAACCAACUCUUUUUCGGCCACGGGAUGAGAACGGUAAACUUAUUCCUCAGGAUCAGGAUCAACCUAAGUUCCAGGGCCUUGGUCAGACGUUGCGUGGUGGAAAGAAGAAGGAUCUUGGUGGCUCGGCCACCCCCACAUCUGGAAGCGAGGCUGAUAGCCAGAAGGGCAAGGGCAGAGCCGAUGGUGGACGAACUUUGGGGAACGCGAAGCGCUAA
This is a messenger RNA of Penicillium malachiteum, 1176 nucleotides long. Its product is annotated as polyubiquitin-binding protein UFD1. Gene Ontology annotation, cellular component: VCP-NPL4-UFD1 AAA ATPase complex. The transcript has 3 exons. Gene Ontology annotation, molecular function: polyubiquitin modification-dependent protein binding. NCBI's taxonomy places the organism in Eukaryota, Fungi, Ascomycota, Eurotiomycetes, Eurotiales, Aspergillaceae. The record is from RefSeq and is a predicted model, not a curated record. The annotation marks the transcript as partial.